This is a messenger RNA of Aethalodelphis obliquidens (Pacific white-sided dolphin), 981 nucleotides long. RefSeq names its product elongation factor 1 (gene ELOF1). Gene Ontology annotation, molecular function: RNA polymerase II complex binding. NCBI's taxonomy places the organism in Eukaryota, Metazoa, Chordata, Mammalia, Artiodactyla, Delphinidae. Gene Ontology annotation, cellular component: transcription elongation factor complex. The coding region runs from base 131 to 382 and encodes 83 amino acids. The record is from RefSeq and is a predicted model, not a curated record. The transcript has 4 exons. Gene Ontology annotation, biological process: transcription elongation by RNA polymerase II.
CUCGGGUGGGUGAGACAGAAGGGGAGAGGAGGGAUUUCCGCUUCCGCCGGGAGCUGGAAGUCACUGUCUCCUGGGUGAACGAGGCUGUCGCAAAGAUCGUUGGCGAGUGCAGGUUUGCCCUCCUGCAGACAUGGGGCGCAGAAAGUCAAAACGGAAGCCACCCCCCAAGAAGAAGAUGACAGGCACCCUAGAGACCCAGUUCACCUGCCCCUUCUGCAACCACGAGAAGUCUUGUGACGUGAAAAUGGACCGGGCCCGCAACACCGGAGUCAUCUCUUGUACCGUGUGCCUGGAAGAAUUCCAGACGCCCAUCACUUAUCUGUCGGAACCAGUGGACGUGUACAGCGAUUGGAUAGAUGCCUGCGAGGCAGCCAAUCAGUAGCAACGCAGAGGACCCACUCCCUUGGCAGCCUCACCCGCUGGGUACCAAUCCAGAGACAUUCCAGGGUCCAGGGUGUGGGUCCAGGGCCUCUGCAGCCCUGUGUGUGUGUGUGUGGAGUGAGUGUGGGCAUGGGUGUGAGUGGGUGUGGCUGCAGGUGUGACUGUGGGGGUGUCCUCAUGGGCAUGGGGUAGAGUUGAAGGGUUGCUGGGCCCCAGGGGCCUGAACUGCCUCCCUUGGCUCCGAAAGCCUUUGACUUACUCCCUCCUCUGGCACCUGGCCACCUGGCUUUGGGGCCCUGGCUCCUCCAGGGACCUGUGUCCUGACAUCGUAGGUGAGGGCAAGCCCAGCAGAGGCUGCCUCGGGACUCUCCAGCGUCUUACCCCACCUCACCAGCACUUGUCCAUUUGAACUGGACCAACUGCUCAUCCUCCUUCCCUGCCUUCCAAGGUGUGUGGCCUGGGACUCGAGCCACAGCCCCACAGGCCCCCUGGCAGGGCGGCCUGUUUUCACGUUUGGCCACUCUUGUAGAGGAGGGAGGGGCUGGGUUGGGGAUAGCUGUCGAUCACCAGCCCUUAAAUAAAGCAGCCAACGCGAAACUC